Messenger RNA from Zygotorulaspora mrakii, 654 nucleotides. RefSeq names its product bifunctional thymidylate/uridylate kinase (gene CDC8). Bases 1 to 654 code for a protein of 217 amino acids. The record is from RefSeq and is a predicted model, not a curated record. The transcript has a single exon. Gene Ontology annotation, biological process: dTDP biosynthetic process; dTTP biosynthetic process; dUDP biosynthetic process. NCBI's taxonomy places the organism in Eukaryota, Fungi, Ascomycota, Saccharomycetes, Saccharomycetales, Saccharomycetaceae. Gene Ontology annotation, cellular component: cytosol; cytoplasm; nucleus. Gene Ontology annotation, molecular function: dTMP kinase activity; ATP binding.
AUGACUAGGGGAAAGCUGAUAUUAAUUGAGGGUCUGGAUCGAACUGGUAAGACUACACAAUGCACAAUACUCGUCCAAAGACUGAAACCAAAUGCCGAGUUGCGCAAGUUUCCGGAUCGAACAACGCAAAUUGGUAAACUAAUUGACGAAUACUUGACAGAAGAAAAGAGUCAACUGCCAGAUCAGGCCAUUCACCUUCUUUUCUCUGCAAAUAGAUGGGAAGUAGCUGAGAAGAUCAAAGAAUCGUUGAGUAAAGGGGAACAUGUUGUGAUGGACCGAUAUGUCUACUCUGGAAUUGCGUAUUCAGCUGCGAAGGAAACUAAGAAUAUGAAUCUUGAAUGGUGCCUACAACCAGAUAAGGGGCUUUUGAAACCUGACUUAACAAUCUUUCUCACAAAUGAAGAUCAUAGAGAUCUUGAGGUCAGGGAUGGGUUUGGUUCUGAGAGAUACGAAAAAUCAGACUUUCAAAUGAAAGUGAAAGAAAAGUUCUUCGAAACUUUUGAAUAUUUAAACAGUUAUACUCAUGAUAUCAAAGACGACCUUAAAGUGAUCGAUGUCACAAACAAAUCCAUCGAAGAAGUUUCGCAACGCAUCUGGGAUGUAGCGAAAAACAUUAUUGAUGAAGAAGGUAACAGAGAGUUUUCGUACUUUUGA